AUGGAGACAUUCAGGUCUCUUUUUGCCAAGCCUGAUCCUCAGGCCCAGAUGCGCAAGUGCAAUGCCUUGAUGCGCCAAAACAUCCGCAAGAUCGAUCGAGACAUUGCUACAGUCAAGCAAGUCGAAGCCAAGACCAGGAACCUCAUCAUCCAGGCCGACCGUCGAGGCCAGCGCGAUCCAUCCCGCGCCAAGCAGGCCCAGCAGGAGGUCCGGGACUUUGCGCGCGAGCUCGUCCGGGCGCGCAAGACGUCGGCGCGGCUCGUCACGUCCAAGGCGCAGCUCAACUCUGUGCAGAUGCAGGUCAACGAGGCGUUUGCGGUGCGCAAGAUUGAGGGCUCUAUCCGGGCAAGCGUGGGCAUCAUGAAGGACGUCAACACGCUGAUCCGACUUCCGGAGCUGGCGGGCACCAUGCAGGAGCUGAGCGUGGAGCUGAUGAAGGCGGGAAUUAUCGAGGAGAUGGUGGAGGACUCGCUGCCCGCCGAUGGAGAUAUGCUGAUGGAAGACGAGGAGGCUGAGGGAGAAGUGGACAAGGUGCUGGGUGAGAUCCUCAAGGACCGCGAGCCCAAGCUGCCCGUGGCGCCUGUGCCAGAGCCGCAGAAGCCCCAGGAAGAGGAGGAGGAAGAGGAGGACGCCGAGGCUAUGAUGGACCAGAUGCGCAACCGAUUAGAGGCUCUGCGGAGCUGA
Molecule: messenger RNA, 684 nt
Organism: Fusarium vanettenii 77-13-4
Lineage: Eukaryota; Fungi; Ascomycota; Sordariomycetes; Hypocreales; Nectriaceae
Exons: 2
Coding region: 1-684 (227 amino acids)
Biological process (GO): endosome transport via multivesicular body sorting pathway; late endosome to vacuole transport; protein transport
Cellular component (GO): multivesicular body; ESCRT III complex
Source: RefSeq, a predicted model, not a curated record